Podarcis muralis (Common wall lizard) is the source of this 10347-nucleotide messenger RNA. RefSeq names its product teneurin transmembrane protein 4 (gene TENM4). Gene Ontology annotation, biological process: heterophilic cell-cell adhesion; neuron development; signal transduction. Lineage: Eukaryota; Metazoa; Chordata; Lepidosauria; Squamata; Lacertidae. Gene Ontology annotation, molecular function: cell adhesion molecule binding; protein heterodimerization activity; protein homodimerization activity. Gene Ontology annotation, cellular component: membrane; neuron projection. The record is from RefSeq and is a predicted model, not a curated record.
UCUGUGUAUAAGAGAGCCAGAAGGCGAGAGAAGGAAGAGAGAGAGAGAAGCAGAAGAGGAGGAGAAAGGCACGCGAGGCGUUUUUUGGUGGGAUUGCCGCUUGCUGGGAAGCCUGGACAUUGGGAAGCAGAGAGAGAGAGAAGUCCUGAUCAUCAUUUUCACCUCGCUUGGCGAAGAGAGAAAUCUGGUGCUGAGAACGGGGAACGGGGCGCUUCCUUUUGAUUUGGGGAUUUGGCGUUUUUCAUGGGUUGGUCUCUGCAUGGCUGAUCCCGCCUGGUUUUAGGAUGAGCCGCGGCCGCUUCCGGGCUUGAUUUAGCGCGAUCCGCACAGCACCCUCCCGGCUUGGGAUCCAGCUGCUGGGCAGAUCGGAACGCGCAGGCGGAGCGGACGGCGAGCCCUGCAGAAAUGGGCGAUGUCACGGGUGCUACAUAACCAUGCGAUGACUCACAGCAUUGUCUACGUGAUGAUUCAGAAAAGCUGCCGUCCUAUAUCCACUUAAACCUAAUGUUCUUCUGGGCUGCCCUUAAAGGAAGAUCCGAUGACACCAAAGAGGGAUUUGCAGAGCUCCAGGCCCCUGCUAUUCUUGCUUCUGCUGUAAUGGAGCCAGGUAAACUGCAAUCAACACAUGUCCAGGUUAAGGCUGCAUACUUCAAGGAUCUUUUGAUGGAUUAUUCCUAGAUCUUUCCAACAGAACAUUCCGAUCUGAUUGCCUCACGGACGCCGUUUCUUUGAUGUUGAAGACAGAGACGAGAGGGCUAUGGAUGUGAAAGAAAGGAAGCCGUAUCGUUCUCUGACCAGGCGCCGGGAUGCAGAGCGCCGCUACACCAGCUCGUCCGCAGAGAGCGAGGACAGCAAGAUACCUCAGAAGUCGUACAGCUCCAGCGAGACUCUGAAGGCUUACGACCAGGACUCCAGGCUGACGUACGGCAACCGGGUGAAAGAAAUGGUGCACCAGGAAGUGGACGAGUACUGCCGAACAGGAGCCAACUUUUCCUUGCGAGAGCUGGGCCUCGAAGACGUAUCACCUCCGCCGCACGGGACUCUGUACCGGACAGAUAUAGGGCUGCCCCACUGUGGCUACUCCAUCAGCGCCGGCUCAGACGCCGACACAGAAGCCGAUGCAGUCAUGUCUCCGGAGCACCCCGUGAGGCUGUGGGGGCGCAACCCCAAGUCGGGCCGCAGUUCCUGCUUGUCCAGUCGAGCCAACUCCAACCUCACCCUCACCGAUACGGAACACGAUAACACCGAAACUGGUCCUCCCUUGCAUUGUUCAUCUGCUUCAUCAACCCCUAUUGAGCAAACCCCCUCCCCUCCCCCCUCCCCGCCAGCCAAUGAGAGCCAGAGGAGGUUGCUAGGCAAUGGGGUGGCCCAGCCAACUCAGGACUCUGACUCUGAAGAAGAGUUUGUCCCCAAUUCAUUCUUAGUUAAAAGUGGCUCUGCGAACCUCUCCCUCCCUUCUAUUGAUCAUCCGCCGAGUCUUCAGAACCACUCCAGGCUCAGAACCCCGCCACCUCCACUUUCCCACGCUCACACGCCAAACCAACAUCACGCGGCCUCCAUCAACUCUCUCAAUCGAGGGAACUUCACCCCGCGAAGCAAUCCCAGCCCCGCUCCGACGGACCACUCCCUUUCUGGAGAGCAGCAAGCUGGGACGCAAGAAUCCACGCACGCUCAGGACAACUGGCUGCUUAACAGUAACAUCCCCCUUGAGACCAGAAACAUAGCAAAGCAGACAUUCCUAGAGACUUUGCAGGACAACCUAAUUGAGAUGGACAUUCUCACCUCCUCCCGACAUGACGGUGCUUUCAAUGAUGGGCACUUCCUGUUCAAGCCGGGAGGCACCUCUCCCCUCUUUUGUACAACGUCUCCGGGAUACCCCUUGACGUCCAGCACUGUGUACUCGCCUCCCCCUCGACCUCUUCCCAGAAGUACAUUUUCUAGGCCGGCCUUUAACCUGAAGAAACCCUAUAAGUACUGUACGUGGAAAUGCGCUGCCUUGAGUGCUAUCAUCAUCUCGGUCACGCUGGUGAUACUGCUGGCUUAUUUUAUCGCCAUGCACCUGUUUGGCCUAAACUGGCACCUGCAGCCGAUGGAAGGGCAGAUGUUUGAGAUGACGGAAGACACGGCCAGCAGUUGGCCAGUGCCAACGGACGUCUCCUUAUAUUCCUCAGGGGGCACGGGGUUAGAGGUACCUGACAGGAAAGGCAAAGGAGCCGGCGAAGCAGGGAAGCCCAGUAGUUUCUUUCCAGAAGACAGUUUUAUAGACACUGGGGAGAUUGAUGUUGGCAGGCGAGCCAUGCAGAAGAUCGCUCCCGGUAUCUUCUGGAGAUCUCAGGUGUUCAUUGACCACCCGGUACAUCUGAAGUUCAACGUUUCAUUAGGGAAAUCUGCUCUGGUUGGGAUUUAUGGCAGGAAAGGCCUUCCGCCGUCACACACACAGUUUGACUUUGUAGAGCUUCUGGAUGGGAGGAGACUGCUAACUCAGGAGGCCCGGAGUCUGGAAGGCCCUCAGCGGCAACACAAGGGCUUUGUGCCACUAGCCAGCCACGAGACAGGAUUUAUUCAGUAUUUGGAUUCAGGGAUGUGGCACCUCGCCUUUUACAACGACGGGAAGGAGUCUGAGGUGGUCUCGUUUCUCACCACUGCUGUUGAAUCAGUGGAUAACUGCCCCAGCAACUGCUACGGGAACGGGGACUGUGUCUCUGGGACCUGCCAUUGCUUUCUCGGCUUCCUGGGUCCCGAUUGUGGACGAGCAUCUUGCCCGGUCUUAUGCAGUGGCAACGGGCAGUACAUGAAAGGGCGCUGCUUGUGCCACAGUGGCUGGAAAGGAGCCGAAUGCGACGUCCCCACCAACCAGUGCAUCGACGUCGCCUGCAACAGCCACGGGACCUGUAUCAUGGGCACCUGCAUCUGCAACCCGGGAUACAAAGGAGAGAGCUGCGAGGAAGUGGACUGCAUGGACCCCACCUGCUCCGGUCGUGGUGUGUGUGUGAGAGGAGAAUGCCACUGCUCCGUCGGAUGGGGGGGAACCAACUGCGAGACCCCCAGAGCCACCUGCCUGGACCAGUGCUCCGGCCACGGCACAUUCGUGCCCGAAACCGGCCUGUGCAGCUGUGAUCCCAGCUGGACUGGACACGACUGCGCCAUUGAGAUUUGCGCCGCGGACUGCGGAGGGCACGGCGUCUGCGUCGGAGGCACCUGCCGCUGCGAGGAAGGCUGGAUGGGUGCCGCCUGCGACCAGCGAUCGUGUCACCCGCGUUGCAACGAGCACGGGACGUGCCGGGACGGCAAGUGCGAAUGCAGCCCGGGCUGGAACGGAGAGCACUGCACCAUUGCUCACUAUCUGGAUAAGGUAGUGAAAGAGGGAUGUCCCGGCUUGUGCAACGGCAACGGCAGGUGCACGCUCGACAUGAAUGGGUGGCGCUGCGUCUGCCAGCUGGGCUGGAGAGGGGCCGGCUGCGACACGUCCAUGGAGACGGCGUGCGGCGACGGGAAGGACAACGAUGGAGAUGGACUGAUGGACUGCAUGGAUCCGGACUGCUGCCUUCAGCCCCUGUGCCAUACCAACACCCUCUGCCUUGGCUCCCCGGACCCCCUGGAUAUCAUACAGGAGACACAGCCCCCGGUGUCGCAGCAGAACCUUUAUUCGUUCUACGACCGGAUCAAAUUCCUGGUUGGCAAGGACAGCACACACAUCAUCCCUGGGGAGAACCCUUUCAACGGAGGCCACCCUUGUGUGAUUCGUGGGCAGGUGAUGACAUCGGACGGGACCCCGCUCGUUGGCGUGAAUAUCAGCUUUGUCAACAACCCUCUUUUCGGCUACACUAUCAGCAGGCAGGAUGGCGGCUUUGACCUGGUGACCAACGGCGGCAUCUCCAUCAUCUUGCACUUUGAGCGGGCGCCUUUCAUCACCCAGGAGCACACCCUCUGGCUGCCGUGGGACCGCUUCUUCGUCAUGGAGACCAUCGUCAUGAGGCACGAAGAGAACGACAUCCCCAGCUGCGACCUGAGCAACUUCGCCCGGCCCAACCCUGUGGUCUCGCCUUCCCCUCUGACGGCGUUCGCCAGCUCCUGCUCGGAGAGAGGUCCCAUCGUCCCGGAGAUACAGGCCUUGCAAGAAGAGAUUAAAAUCUCGGGCAGCAAAAUCAAGCUGAGCUACCUGAGCAGCCGUACGCCCGGCUACAAAUCGGUCCUGAGGAUCAGCUUGACCCAUCCUACCAUCCCGUUCAACCUCAUGAAAGUCCAUCUCAUGGUAGCCGUAGAGGGACGCCUGUUCAGGAAGUGGUUUGCUGCCGCCCCGGAUCUCUCCUACUACUUCAUCUGGGACAAGACUGACGUCUACAACCAGAAGGUGUAUGGGUUAUCGGAGGCCUUUGUUUCGGUGGGCUAUGAAUACGAAUCGUGUCCAGACCUGAUCCUGUGGGAGAAGCGAACGGCGGUGCUUCAAGGUUACGAGAUCGACGCUUCCAAACUCGGAGGGUGGUCUCUGGACAAGCACCACGCCCUCAACAUCCAGAGCGGUAUCCUGCACAAAGGAAAUGGGGAGAACCAGUUCAUCUCCCAGCAGCCACCUGUCAUAGGGAGCAUCAUGGGGAACGGCCGCAGGAGGAGCAUCUCCUGCCCAAGUUGCAAUGGCCUUGCCGAUGGGAACAAGCUUCUUGCUCCUGUUGCCUUGACUUGUGGCUCGGACGGAAGCCUUUACAUCGGGGACUUCAACUACAUCCGUAGAAUCUUCCCCUCUGGAAACGUCACCAACGUACUGGAAUUAAGAAAUAAAGAUUUCAGACAUAGCCAUAGCCCCGCUCAUAAGUAUUACCUGACCACGGACCCCAUUUCCGGAUCCAUCUACCUCUCCGACACCAACAGCCGCCGUGUCUUUAGAAUCAAGUCGAUCACCGUGGUGAAAGACGUUGUGAAGAACUCGGAGGUGGUGGCCGGAACAGGAGACCAGUGUCUUCCCUUUGAUGACACACGCUGCGGAGACGGUGGAAAAGCGACGGAGGCCACGCUCACAAACCCUAGGGGCAUCACAGUCGACAAAUUUGGGUUCAUCUAUUUUGUGGAUGGCACCAUGAUCCGGCGCAUCGAUCAGAAUGGGAUCAUCUCAACGGUGCUCGGUUCCAAUGACCUAACAUCCGCCCGGCCUCUGAGCUGUGACUCAGUCAUGGAUAUCUCCCAGGUCCGUCUGGAGUGGCCUACGGACCUGGCGGUCAACCCGAUGGACAAUUCUCUGUACGUCCUCGACAACAACGUGGUACUGCAGAUUUCCGAAAACCACCAAGUGCGAAUCCUGGCAGGGAGACCAAUGCAUUGCCAGGUUCCGGGCAUUGACCACUUCCUUCUCAGUAAGGUGGCCAUCCAUGCUACCUUGGAAUCCGCCACAGCUCUGGCCGUCUCUCACAGCGGCGUCCUGUACAUCACGGAGACGGACGAGAAGAAGAUCAACCGCAUUAGGCAGGUCACCACCAACGGGGAAAUCUCUCUGGUGGCCGGCGCCCCGAGCGGCUGCGACUGCAAAAAUGACGUCAGCUGCGAUUGCUUUUCCGGCGACGACGGCUACGCAAAGGAUGCCAAGCUCAACGCCCCUUCCUCCCUGGCGGUGUGCGCGGACGGGGAGCUGUACGUGGCUGACCUGGGGAACAUCCGGAUCCGUUUCAUCCGGAAGAACAAGCCGUUCCUCAACACGCAGAACUUGUACGAGUUGUCCUCGCCCAUCGACCAAGAGCUCUACCUGUUCGACACCAGCGGCAAACACCUUUUCACCCAGAGCCUCCCCACCGGAGACUACCUCUACAACUUCACCUAUACCGGAGACGGGGACAUCACCCUGAUCACCGACAACAAUGGAAACCUGGUCAACAUCCGGAGGGAUUCCACCGGGAUGCCGCUCUGGCUGGUGGUACCGGACGGGCAGGUCUACUGGCUGACCAUUGGCACCAACAGCGCCCUGAAGAGCGUGACAGCCCAGGGGCACGAGGUGGCCAUGAUGACCUAUCAUGGCAUUUCUGGCCUCCUUGCCACCAAGAGCAAUGAAAACGGGUGGACGACGUUUUAUGAGUACGACAGUUUUGGCCGCCUCACCAACAUCACUUUCCCUACCGGUCAGGUCAGCAGUUUCCGCAGUGACACGGACAGCUCAGUGCAUGUCCAGGUUGAGACCUCCAGCAAGGAUGACGUCACCAUAACAACCAACCUCUCAGCCUCAGGUGCCUUCUACACCCUCUUGCAAGAUCAGGUGCGAAACAGCUAUUACAUUGGCGCAGAUGGCUCCCUGCGGCUCAUCCUGGCUAACGGCAUGGAGGUGGCCCUGCAGACUGAGCCUCAUCUUCUGGCCGGCACAGUUAACCCUACAGUGGGGAAGAGGAAUGUCACCCUCCCCAUUGACAAUGGUCUCAACCUGGUUGAGUGGAGGCAGCGCAAAGAGCAGGCCAGGGGUCAGAUCACCGUCUUCGGGCGCAGGCUGAGGGUUCAUAACAGGAACUUGCUGUCGUUAGACUUUGACCGCGUGACGAGGACAGAGAAGAUCUACGAUGACCACCGCAAGUUCACCCUGAGGAUCCUUUACGACCAAGCCGGCCGGCCCACGCUUUGGUCUCCUAGCAGCAGGUUGAACGGAGUCAACGUAACUUACUCCGCAGGAGGACAUAUCGCUGGGAUCCAAAGGGGAACCAUGUCGGAAAGGAUGGAAUACGACCAGUCCGGCAGGAUUACAUCCAGAAUCUUUGCCGAUGGCAAAUCUUGGAGCUACACCUACUUGGAGAAGUCCAUGGUGCUGCUUCUCCACAGCCAGAGGCAGUACAUUUUCGAGUUCGAUAAGAACGACCGCUUGUCGUCGGUGACCAUGCCCAACGUAGCCCGACAGACCUUUGAAACAAUCCGUUCCAUCGGCUACUACCGGAACAUCUACAGGCCCCCCGAGGGAAAUGCCUCAGUCGUUCAGGACUUCAACGAGGAGCGGCAGCUUCUCCACACCUAUCAUUUGGGGACAGGGAGGCGGGUCAUCUACAAGUACGGCAAGCUGUCCAAGUUGGCCGAAAUGCUCUAUGACACCACCAAGAUCAGCUUCACUUACGACGAAACCGCCGGCAUGCUGAAGACCAUAAACCUGCAAAACGAAGGGUUCACCUGCACCAUCCGGUACCGGCAGAUCGGGCCCCUCAUUGACCGGCAGAUUUUCCGCUUCACGGAGGAAGGCAUGGUGAACGCCCGCUUUGAUUACAACUACGACAACAGCUUCCGGGUGACCAGCAUGCAAGCGGUGAUCAACGAGACGCCGUUGCCCAUCGACCUCUACCGGUACGACGACGUGUCGGGCAAGACGGAGCAGUUCGGCAAGUUUGGGGUCAUCUACUACGACAUCAACCAGAUCAUCACCACCGCCGUCAUGACUCACACGAAACACUUUGACGCUUACGGCAGGAUGAAGGAAGUGCAGUACGAGAUAUUCAGGUCCCUUAUGUACUGGAUGACGGUGCAGUACGACAACAUGGGGAGGGUGGUGAAGAAGGAGCUGAAGGUCGGCCCGUACGCAAACACGACGAGGUAUUCUUACGAGUACGAUGCCGACGGGCAGCUGCAGACUGUGUCGAUCAACGAGAAGCCGCUCUGGCGGUACAGCUAUGACCUGAACGGGAAUCUCCAUUUGCUGAGUCCCGGCAACAGCGCCCGCCUCACGCCUCUGAGGUAUGACCUCAGGGACAGGAUCACGAGGCUGGGGGACGUGCAAUAUAAGAUGGACGAAGACGGCUUCUUGAGACAAAGAGGGAACGAUGUUUUCGAGUACAACUCCGCAGGGCUGCUCAUCAAGGCGUACAACAAAGCCAGUGGCUGGAGCGUGAAGUACCGCUAUGACGGACUUGGGAGGAGAGUCUCCAGCAAAACGGCCCACGGCCACCACCUGCAGUUCUUCUACGCGGAUCUCACCAACCCCACCAAAGUCACCCACCUGUACAACCACUCCAGCUCUGAGAUAACGUCCCUCUAUUACGACCUGCAGGGCCACCUCUUUGCCAUGGAGCUCAGCAGCGGGGACGAGUUCUACAUCGCUUGCGACAACAUUGGGACUCCUCUGGCCGUCUUCAGUGGGACGGGCCUUAUGAUCAAGCAGAUCCUGUACACGGCUUAUGGGGAGAUCUACACUGACACCAACCCAAACUUCCAGAUCAUCAUCGGCUACCAUGGAGGCCUCUACGACCCCCUCACCAAACUGAUACACAUGGGGAAGAGAGACUAUGAUGUGCUUGCCGGCCGGUGGACCAGCCCGGACCACGACAUUUGGAAACGUCUCAGCAGCAGCAAUAUAAUGCCUUUCAGUCUCUACAUGUUCAAGAAUAACAAUCCUAUCAGUAACUCUCAGGAUAUCAAGUGCUACAUGACAGAUGUCAACAGCUGGCUGCUCACAUUUGGGUUUCAACUGCACAACGUCAUCCCUGGGUAUCCUAAGCCAGACAUGGAUGCUGUGGAGCCGUCUUAUGAACUCAUCCACACCCAACUGAAGACUCAAGAAUGGGACAAUAGCAAGUCGAUCCUGGGAGUGCAGUGUGAGGUGCAGAAGCAACUGAAGGCUUUCGUCACCCUGGAGCGCUUUGAGCAGAUCUACAGCUCCAGCAUCGCCGGCUGCCACGAAACCAAGGAGAACCACAACUUUGCCUCGGGGGGCUCCGUCAUCGGCAAAGGGGUCAAGUUCGCCAUGAAAGACGGCAGGGUGGCCACGGACAUCAUCAGCACGGCCAACGAAGACGGGCGGAGGGUUGCGGCCAUACUCAACAACGCCCACUACCUAGACGACUUGCACUUCACCGUCGAGGGCGUGGACACCCACUACUUCGUCAAGCAAGGGCCGUCGGACGGAGACUUGUCCAUCCUGGGCCUCAGCGGCGGCAGGAGGACCCUAGAGAACGGCGUCAAUGUCACCGUCUCCCAAAUCAACACGGUGCUCAACGGAAGGACUAGACGUUACACGGACAUCCAGCUCCAGUACGGAGCACUGUGCCUGAACACCCGGUACGGGACGACCUUGGACGAGGAAAAGACCCGCGUGCUGGAGCUGGCCAGGCAGCGAGCGGUUGCCCAAGCCUGGGCGCAGGAGCAGCAGAGACUGCGGGACGGGGAGGAGGGGACACGCUCCUGGACAGAAGGGGAGAAGCAGCAGUUGCUGAGCACAGGGCGGGUUCAGGGCUACGACGGCUACUUUGUGAUCUCGGUGGAGCAGUACCCCGAACUCUCAGACAGCGCCAACAACAUUCAUUUCAUGAGACAGAGCGAGAUGGGCAGGAGGUGACAGGGAGGGUCGGCACAUUGACUUCUUGCCAAAGACAGCUACUCUUUUGUGGCCGCAUACCAGACUGUGUUGUACUCAAUCCUCUUUUUCUUUUUUUUUCAAAGAAACAGUGAUGAAAAAGGUUGGGGUGGAAUGAUAAUACAGUUGCACUGUAACUCAUGCAACAUCCUAUUGUUUUAUUUUUCUCUCUCUAAAAUUGGCCUUCUCACCCAUUACUGUUAUCAUUUCCCUCCAUGCACACACGCACGCAAACACACACACAAACACGGACCAGAAGGUAUAUUUCACCUUUGUGUGAGCACGGUGGAAAUCCUGUGUCCUUUUCGUCCAUCCUUCUCCCCUUCCCCUUUGUGCAACGUUCUGAAAAAUCGGGGGAUUUGUCCAUGCAAAACCCGUUAGGUUUCUUCGUGCGGCGAGAGAAGGGUCUCUGCGUAAGUUCCGCGCAAACCCUGUUUGGGUUGAAAAAGAAGAAAAGGCGAAAGAAGAAGAGGGGGGGGAAUGCGAGCUCUCAGCAUCCUGCGCUGCACACAGCAAAGUGAAGAGGAAGCAGCCGUAGACUGUUCUGAAUCUUCUUUACGUGAUAAGCGUGAGCCUCCAAUUGAGAACUUGCAGGUCAUUUUCACACUUCACACUCGUUUCUGGGCCACCCUGCAGCUCAGAAGUAGCCGGGCAAGGCGAAAUAGCUGCGUCUUAUAGACUUGCCAGAUGAGUCUUUUCCCUUCCCGAGACGGAAAUAAUCUCUUUUUUUAUUUUUUUUAAAUGAGUCUUUUUUACUACGAUAGGCUAUUUUGUUCACCGGUUUGGUUUGGGUUUUUUGUGUGAGUGCGACAGAGUACGUAUCGCUGCAAAUCUUCCUUGCUUCUUUUUGUUUGUUUGUUUUUCUAUUAGUUUGAAACCCCAUUUCAGACUGGGCUGGGGGGUUUCCCAUGGUGUGGGGGUUGGGAGAGAUUGACGCUCUACUAGAAUAAAUUUUCUUGCACAUGCUGUUGGAUGGGGGGAAAGCACCUAUGAUGUAUAUUUGUCAAAUGGCAAAACCUUCCUUAAAUAUAUAGUAUUUCUGUACACCA